Pararge aegeria (speckled wood butterfly) is the source of this 1085-nucleotide messenger RNA. RefSeq lists its product as uncharacterized. The coding region runs from base 1 to 1080 and encodes 359 amino acids. The record is from RefSeq and is a predicted model, not a curated record. The transcript is spliced from 2 exons. NCBI's taxonomy places the organism in Eukaryota, Metazoa, Arthropoda, Insecta, Lepidoptera, Nymphalidae.
AUGGUUCCGAUUUUAUUAUCAUCUUAUUUGAUUGCUGUUGCUUUUGUAGUUGCAGAUAUACGAGAAGGAGAAGAGCCUAAUAAAAUAUCUUUUGAAGAAAACGCACAUUCAUUUAUACCGUCCGAAUUAAAAAACGCUGUUGAAAACCUUGAUAUUGAAAACUCUUUACAAGAAGUGGAAAAUAUAGCAAUUUCAGCCGAAAAAUCUCGAAAAGAAGGCAUUCUUCCCACUGAGUAUGCUGAUGAAUUACACAAUCGAAUGGUUGUAAUUCUUGAGGUCAUAACAGAACAGCUAAAAGAUAAGAUCAAUGCGUAUAGAUUCCUGAAUUCCAAAGGAGUUGAUAGAAUAAUAACACCAAUAAUUGGGAUAAAUCACGACCCUUUAAGGAAACAGCUGCUAAUUUUAAUCAAAACUUUAUUCAACGUUGCACCUAUAACAACGAACGCUUUGAUACCGAUUAGUGUUGUCGAUAAAUUGUUGGAUAUUUUCGAGAACGAUGAUAAUUUAGCUUUGAAGGCGCAUGCGUUAGACAUAAUGUACGUCUGGCUACCGAAUAACCCUGUUAUUCAAGCUCGUGUUAUGAAGCUAAAAGGUCUAGAGUCCUUCUACAACCAAAUUUCAAAAUUGGACAUCACCGUCAUUCACACUUUAGUGGACUUGUUCAACAAGAUCCUCGCAGAACAUGUAAGGGCCCGCAAAACCCAAACUCAAAGAAAUAAAGAAGAUUAUGAGAUGAUGCAAAUCUAUCAAAUGAUUGGACUCAUAGAGCGAAUGUCUACUCCACAAGUAUGCAAUGGACUUCUCAAUAUAUUAGAAGCUCUCAUGUCUUUUAAAAAUGAUCAUAUACAAAUUUCACCAUUAAUAUUUGAACUCGUGAAGAACACCAAGCCGUUUUGCUUAAAAAUGUAUAAAGGGAAUGUUAAAGCGAUAGACUUGUUUGAAAAAUUAUAUAAAUUUGUAUCGAAUUGGCAUAACAGAGAUUUGAUGGUCAGUAUUGGACUUAAUAUAACAGAAGUGAUUACGGUUAUAGAAGAUUUUGCAAUUAAUUUAAAGGAACAUGAGAAUAGGGAUGAAUUUUAAUUAAU